AUGAAUCGCAUCUUCAUGGAUUACUUAGACGAGUUUGUCAUCAUAUUCAUCGAUAACAUUCUCAUCUAUUCACCAGAUCUCCACACUCAUGAAGAACACUUGCGGAAAACGCUGUGGAGAUUGAGGGAGAACAAGCUCUAUGUGAAGUUCAGCAAGUGUAGCUUCUGGUUACAGGAGAUUGAAUUUUUGGGUCACGAGAUACCAGCUCAGAGAAUUCAGGUAGAUCCAGCUAAGAUCGAGACGGUCAUGGAUUGGAAGUCUCUGACCUCUGCAAUAGAGAUUAGGAGUUUUCUAGGACUCAAUCGUGAUCUUCUGCUUACCUUUCCCGGGUUUGUAUGGAAACCACUUUCUCAGAGGCUUGUCUUAAUGUGUGCUUGGGAGCCUUUUGUGAUUGGCAUUGCUGUUUUGCUGGGGACAAUGAGCAUCACAAUGAAACCAUUGUUGGAGUCUUUUAGAAACCGGGUUCUGUUCGUGUGUUCUUUUCAUGGUACUAUGAGCAGUCAUCACUGUCGACCGUCAAUUAUACUUGAACGGUGUGGUAUAGGGACGAACUUUUUGGUUCCUUCUUCGAGAUGCUUCAACCCAUCUUCAUUUGAAAGAUUGAGCUUCUCUCGUGGCUUAUUCUUGAAGGGAGUUAAUGGCCAAGGUGCGAGGAAAAGGGUGUUGAAACUUUCGAGUGUGGCCGAUGAUGGGAUGAAUCCGGGUAAUUCUGAUGAUGAUGAUGAAAAGGAACCACUUUCUGAUAAAAUCGAAGAGCAAAAUAAUGAUACGAUUCGGCAAAACCUUGAACGAAUGGUUGGCUCUGAUGACUCUACAUUUAGUGGCUUAGACCUUGCAACACUCAUCAGGAAAAAGUACGGAAAGUCUUAUGACGUUCAACUCAUCAAGAAGGUACUUAUCUGGAAUCGCUCGAAUUGCUGGAGUUUUGCGGUCGUCAACAACCGCCGUCUCCAACAAAUUGAUGGGGAGCAGAGGUCCUUUCCUCUAACCGAAGAAGAAUACAUACUGAGACUUGAUGACGUUGCUAACACGUUGAAAUGCUGGGGAGCUGUGUCGCACAUCCGUAACAGCUUAGCAAAGUCGAAGGAGCGACCUCGAAUAGGGAAGGCUGUGAGCAUUUUCAUAGACAUGGAUGAAACGGGAGGCCGAGCAAAUGAAUGGAUUUACAAGUAGAAUUGAUCGGUGAUGCUUUCAAAAUCCAUUCCUGGACGGAGAGAAGCAAACGAUUUGAUCAGUGUUUGCUUCAUCAGAAUAACAGUUCCACAAGUUUACUUGCAUUUUCAGAUGGUAAUUUCCAGGUCAUUCAUACAUAGCUUCGUGAAUACAAGGUGCUCAAGUGCAUGCGCUCUUUGUAAAAUUUCUGUUGUUGAAUAUUUUUUGUAAUGAAUCCUUUGUAACAAUAGGCUUGUAAAGAGUUAUACUCUUCAAGUCUAUCAUAUGGAUAAAUACGAUAAAUACACAAAGAUAUAAAUAAAGGGGUGAUGCCCACUGUAUCCUAAGUUACAAAAGAA
Messenger RNA from Tarenaya hassleriana, 1511 nucleotides. RefSeq lists its product as uncharacterized. The coding region runs from base 1 to 1173 and encodes 390 amino acids. The record is from RefSeq and is a predicted model, not a curated record. The transcript is spliced from 9 exons. NCBI's taxonomy places the organism in Eukaryota, Viridiplantae, Streptophyta, Magnoliopsida, Brassicales, Cleomaceae.